GGUGAUCUUUACAGUAUGUUCUAAUGGGAAACAGGCUUCAACACAAACGGUUGUUUUCUGCUUGGUCCUAGAGCUCAACCAGUGUCAAUUUAAUAUAGCGUAAUGUUGUUUUUGGAUGGUAAAAAGUGCAGGGGUCAAAACUUCACUUUGGAAAAAAUGGGGGGGACAUGUCCCCCCCAAAAAAAUUACGUCCAUGAUCAUUUGCCCCUACACCAACCACGAUUAGUCCCCAGCCAUAAAAACAUGGUGGUCAUCCUUCUGGUAAAAGAAGGUCAAAUAAUGUCUGACUGGACAGAAUAAUAAUAAAUGCAGUGGGUAGGGAAAGUAUUCAGACCCUGUCAUUUUUCAUUGCUUGUUAUAUUGCAGCCGUUUGCCAAAAUCAAUUCAACUUAUUUUUUAAUCAUCAACGUACACACAGCACCCAUGUUGACAGAAAAACACAGAAAUGUAGACAUUUUUGCAGAUUUAUUUUUAAAGGAAGGCUGAAAUAUCACAUAGACCUAAGUAUUCAGACCCUUUGCUGUGACACUUUUUAACUCAGGUGCUUUCCAUUUCUUCUGAUCAUCCUUGAGAUGGUCCUACACCUUCACUGGAGUCCAGCUGUGUUUGAUGAUACCGACUGGACUUGAUUAGGACAGCCGCACACCUGUCUGUAUAACACCUUACAGCUCACAAUGCAGGUCAGAGCAAAGGAGAAUCAUGAGGUCAAAGGAACUGCUGAAGAGCUCAGAGACAGAAUUGUGGCGGGGCACAGAUCUGACAAAAACAUCUCUGCUGCACUGAAGGUUCCUCAGAGCACAGUGGCCUCCAUAAUCCUUGAAUGGAAGACGUUUGGGACGACCAGAACCCUUCCUAGAGCAGGCCGCCUGGCCAAGCUGAGCAACCGAGGGAGAAGAGCCUUGGAGAGAGAGGUAAAGAAGAACCCAAAGAUCACUGUGGAUGAGCUCCAGAGAUGCAGUCAGGAGAUGAGAGGAAGUUGUCGAAAGUCAGCCAUCACUGCAGCCCUUCACCAGCUUUAUGGUGGAGUGUCCCGUCGGAAGCCUCUCCUCAGUGCAAGACAUAUGAAAGCCUGCAUGGAGUUUGCUAAAAGACACCUGAAGGACCCCGAGAUGGUGAGAAAUAAAGUUCUCUGGUCUGAUGAGACCAAGAUAGAACUUUUUGGCCUUAAUUCUAAGUGUGGAGAUAAACAGGCACUGCUCAUCACUUGUCCAAUAAAUUCCCCACAGUGGAACAUAGCGGUGGCAGCAUCAUGCUGUGGAGGUGUUUUUUACCUACAAGGACAGGACGACUGGUUGCCAUCAAGGGAACGACGAAUGCGGCCAAGAACAGGGAUAUCCUGGACAAGAACCUUCUCCAGAGUGCUCAGGACCUCAGACUGGGCUGAAGGUUUACCUUCCAACAUGACCUCCAUAUUUCUGGGAUGAACAUGAAACCAACAAGGAAGUGGCAAAUAUUGCAGUUCCACCCUCAUCCACUAGGGGCUGACACCAGAAGUGAGCAAAUCCUCAUUGACUCCCAUGUUAAAAAUACCAAUUUCACAGCAGAAAUAAACAUGUUUACAGCCUGGUACCAACCCCACUGUAGGUUUAACAGAUGUAGUUUACACUCAUGACAACUCUGAGGGGAGUGGUUUUUUUAACUUCUGUUUUAGUGUUUAAUGCCUAAAACUCAGAAUAAUUAACGAGCACCAGAGCGCGUGACUUCAGAGCUAGCUCCGGGGAAAGGGCUCGGCCUCACGUUGUUUGCCAUUUUGACUCUCUGAACUUUAGCUUGUCGUGUGUGUGUGUGUGUGUGUGUGUGUGUGUGUGUGUGUGUGUGUGUGUGUGUGUGUGUGUGUGUGUGUGUGUGUGUGUGUGUGUGUUAAUCACAGAAUUAGUUGGACAAAGAGGGCAAGCUGUUGUUAUUGGCUGCACUAACAGAUCAUCCAAGCAGUUUUUGCUUCUUUUUAUCAGUAAGUAAAAUAAUAUUUCUGUACUUUAUUUUGCUGGUUGAAUGGGGGAAAUACUGUGUCAUUUAACUGCUUGGUCAGACACGUUGGUGGGGUUGCAUAAAAAACUUGAGCAGAUGCCCAGCUUCUCCUGUCUCCUGCCUGAGAAUAGUUGUCGGAGCACGCCGCUGGCUCGGGGCAGCCCAGACGCACAAGGCUGUGGACAUGCCGGUCACUUGUGGAUCUCUGAGGGAGACCACAGAAACACCACAGCUCUUUUAGUUGACGCUGCUUCACUUUUGAGUCGCUCAACCACAUUUUUCUUGCUAAUAUUUUGCUGGUUGAAUUGGGGAAAAUUCUGUGUUUGCCAUAGCACUGCUUGGUCUAAGAUAGGUUGAAAUAAAUUGUAUUGGUGUUGUAUGGGUAAAAAAAAACUAGUGCUAAAUGUCUAUAUGUCUGAUCGAGGAUAGCGGAGGCUAUCGGGCUGUGCUUUUCCACUGCGUUCUAAAAUCUGAGUCCGCUGUUGUCAACGGUCCCGGUGAACCGUGACAUGGCUCUCAGCUCCAUGUUGACCAUAUGAACAAUGGGUUUCCAUAGGCUCCAAGAACAAGUUUUUGAGGAGAAAUGUGAGGUUCUGUCAAGCCCAGACAAUUCCAGAAAAGGGAAGAGAGGUGGAGCUGAGGGUGGUGCUGUAAGGCUGGGAACAAAUGACGACACCGGUCGAACUUGCUACAAGCUAACCUGAAGCUAACGCGGAGGUGGGAGCUAAGCUAAUGGAGGUAGCUACCUAGCUACAACCGGAGCUAACUCUGUGGAACACCAACGACCUGAAGCUCACACGGAGUUUGUUUGGAGGUUUGCGGCGCUUUUUCAUGAAAACUAUCUUUCUGUGAAUAAAAAAAGUAUUGAAUCGGUAAGUUUAAAAGUUAUUUCCUUAAUGAAAAUAUAUUUUGCUUUGAGCAAUUUUUCAAUAUUUUUAACGUAUCGUAUUUUCCGGACUAUAAGUCGCACCAGCCAUAAAGUGUAUAAUGAAGAAAAAAACAUAUAAGUCGCAUUUUGGGGGGAAAUUUUAUUAUUUUUCUUACAAAAUCUGAGACCAAGCAUUUCACAUUGCAAGACAAGCACCGGUAACAAUAACAGAAUAAACAACGCGGGCGCAGCAGCGCGCCACGGCCUCCAGCAGAGGAUGGCGGUGUUUGAAACCCUCCCAGCGGCACAGACGAGCUCAUUCCUGGGUCGGAGCCGGCCCGCAGCAGCGCACCACAGGCUGCAGCAGGUGAUGGCGGAGCAGAGGAGCUGACACCUGGGCCGGAUCCAGUGCGCAACGACGCGCAACUGUCUCCAGCAGGUGAUGGCUGAGUGUUUUUAAUUCCCAGCGGGGCAGGGGAACUCAUUCCUGGUACGGAGCCGGCUCGCAGCAGCAGCACGGUGUAGCCUACAUGAUUUGGUAUAUAAAUCGCUCCGGAGUAUAAGUCGCAGGACCAGCCAGACUAUGGAAAAAAGUGCGACUUAUAGUCCGGAAAAUAUGGUAGUUAUUAGUAUAUGAGAUAAAUUAUCAGGCUAAAUACAUUUCAUAUAUUUCUAAAACUUGAUUCUUGUUUGUAUCUUGUACAGCCAACUAGCCUUUAUUCUGGACUCAGUAAAAUUCACCAAAAGUAAAGAGACAUUAUACAGAUGAAUUAAGCACAAGAUAACUUAUUGGAAGAAACAAAAUUAUCAUGAGAACCAGAACAAGACAGCCUGAUAACAGUCAUGUGAAAAUAACAGUUAUAAAGUAUGUAUGUGUAAUAGAAAUAAAAAUAUAUUAGAAUCAGUGUAACUCACUGUGUUCCAAACAAUAAAUCAGCCAUAGCUGAUUAGCAAUCAUGAAAUGAGGUCUGGGAGUUUAAGUUUCAUUCUUUUAUUACAUUUUUUUUCUGAGAUCUGUUAAAAGGUCACCAUGGCAGCCUGUGUCUCCAACAUCAGCUACACAACGCAGCAAGUCCAUUUGGAUAAUUGGAGACAGCUACAUGAGGCGUGGUGCCCAGAGAGCUGCAGAGACCCUCAGAGACAACCUUGGCCUCCCUGACGUCCGUGUCUCCUGGUUCGGUUGGGGCGGACUGAGGUGGAAAGACCUUCUCCCCUUCUUUUUCCACUCCCUGCGAGGAAGAGCAGCUCCUGAUGUCCUUCUCAUCCACUGUGGCAGCAAUGACAUGGGGGUGGUCAGCAGUGUGAAGCUGGUCAACACGAUGGAGGACCUGCACCGGCUUCACCUUCUACACCCUCAUAUGAUGAUCAUCAUGUCAUCCAUCACCCAAAGGUGUAGCUGGAGGGCAGGUGUAAAACCUGCUAAAAUUGAGAAGGCCCGGAGGUUCGUCAACAGUGUUAUGGCUACUUUUCUUUCUUGCUUAAAUUGUGCUGUUGUUGUGCAUUCUCACAUCAGACAUGACAGUCCAGGGACAUUUUUGUCAGACAAAGUUCAUUUCACAAAUAGGGGAAAUUAUAUAUUUUUUAACUAAUAUUGCCGAUUGUCUUAAUGGCCAGCUCCAAAAGCAGUGAAAAACUUCCUGGUGGUGUCAUGAUCCGCCCCCAGCCUCCCUGAAUGUGUCUCUCCUGCCCUGAUUAGCCUAAUUGUUCUCACCUGUCCCUGAUUACUCUGCCCAUGUGUUCCUGAUUCCCUUGUGUAUUUAUACCUCCCUCCUGGUUGUUGUCUUGGUCGGUUCAUUCUGUCAUGUUCUGCGGGUGGAGGUGGCAGACCAUGUGUGGUGGUGGGUUCCGGAGGCAGAUGAGCAGGCAGACGGAUGUAAAAAAUAAAAAGCUGUUUAUUGUAGGACGGGAGCAACAGGACGAACGAACAUGGACAAGCGACAAUGAACUGACCAAGACAACAACCAGGAGGGAGGUAUAAAUACACAAGGGAAUCAGGAACACAUGGGCAGAGUAAUCAGGGACAGGUGAGAACAAUUAGGCUAAUCAGGGCAGGAGAGACACAGUCAGGGAGGCUGGGGAAGGAUCAUAACAGGAGGGAGUCUUGCUGCUUUUGAAUUUUGCCUUUAGAACUGGUUUAUUUUCAGGCAAACAGGAUAAACAUAUCCCUGACUGUUAUAGCUCAUGUGUUGUUGAUGUAAUUUAUCUAUAGCCAUAACACUGUUGACAACUCUGUUCUUACUUCACAACCUAAUGUUCCACUCACUCUGCAGCUGUCUGGGCCCCUUUAAUUAUUUUAAGUAUUUUUUAAAUGUACUGACACUUUGUGUCCUGUUGUUUUAUAAAAUCUAAUGUAAAAAAAUAAAUGUUUUUUCUCAAUUACUGGAAUUUCUUUGGUUUAGACAAAAAAGGAGGGAAGAAUCAUUCAUGCCAAGUUAUUUCUACAACAGGCCCAUUUUAAGUCCAACAGUUUCUUAGCAGCCAAUAGAAAUGUGUUCUUUACUAACUUUACUUGGUUUAAAAACCUUACUAAAGUAAACCUUAGAGGCUGCCAUAUUGUAAAACCCAAUCAUACUUGUUAUGUAUCCAAGUAAAUAUUAGUUUUGUAGAUAUUUGUGUGCUAAAAAAACCCAUGAACUUAAAUAAUUAGUCAUUCUUUAUUGAAAAACAACAAAAUACAGGUAUACAGAAGGUGUGGGAAAAUGAUAAUGUGAAAGUAUUGCUCUUUAAAUGUAAUACUAUUUAUCUUUAAAAAGAAAAACUCUAAAAAUGUCCUGUACAGCAAUAAAAAUGUCCUGUACAGCAACAUGACAGAAGAAUGGUGGUCUGUCUGUCAGAAUGUGCUGAACAGAUUUGCUCUAUCAAGAGGAGCCUUUUGUGUACGAGUUUAUGUUAUUGUAAUAUUGGUUUGGGUUAUGCAUUGCCACAUUAGCAUGUAAAUGCUGAACGAAUCUGGAAUAAAGAGGGUUGAUAGAGGACAAACAAGUAAAUAAGAGAGAAAAAUAAAAACAACUAUGAAACCAACAUAAAAAACAGCAACCACCUGCAGCACAUGUAAAGAAACAUUUCUAAGAAUCAUCAAGAAAACGUGGGAUGAACAACUAUAAACAUGUAAACCAUGAACAACAAACAUCAACAAGCUUGUGUUCGUGCUUGUACUGGGAUGUGAAGUGUUAGACCUCCAAGGAUCAGUGCACUCUGGAACCGCCCCAGGCACCAGGAAACCAGCAGCCACCACAGAGCACAGAACCAACUCAGACCACCUCCCAGACAGUCGAACACCUUGAUACAGAUAACUCAGCAAGGCCACAUCCAGAACCGGGCUGACACAGGUCAUGGGCCACAGGACACAGGAAUCACACAGCAA
Messenger RNA from Nothobranchius furzeri (turquoise killifish), 6200 nucleotides. The record is from RefSeq and is a predicted model, not a curated record. NCBI's taxonomy places the organism in Eukaryota, Metazoa, Chordata, Actinopteri, Cyprinodontiformes, Nothobranchiidae.